Molecule: messenger RNA, 1613 nt
Organism: Phragmites australis (common reed)
Lineage: Eukaryota; Viridiplantae; Streptophyta; Magnoliopsida; Poales; Poaceae
Product: probable sugar phosphate/phosphate translocator At3g14410
Exons: 8
Coding region: 120-1184 (354 amino acids)
Cellular component (GO): trans-Golgi network; endosome; Golgi apparatus
Molecular function (GO): antiporter activity
Source: RefSeq, a predicted model, not a curated record
GCAAAAGCGUCGCUCCGGUGGGGCCCACCUGCAGCGAGCCGGGACGCAGAUCUGAGCUCUGAAUCGGCCGGCUCGGCUUCCUUCUUCCUUGAGGGCGGGAGCACGCCGCGACGAGUCCCAUGGAGAGAAAUGGCGGGAAGCCUUCGCCGGCGACGCCGCGGGCGGCGGCGGCGUGGAGGGACGCCGCCGUGACCUACUUCCACCUCCUCUUCUACAUCGCCAUUUCCAGCGGCCAGAUCUUCUUCAACAAGUGGAUCUUAUCCUCAAAAGAGAUCAAUUUCCCCUAUCCAGUGGCCCUAACUCUGUUGCACAUGGUCUUCUCAUCUGUAGUGUGCUUUGCUGUUGCGAAGGUUUUCAAGAUCAUAAAGAUUGAGGAGGGAAUGACUACAGAUAUAUAUAUCAGUUCAGUCAUUCCAAUUGGAGCAAUGUUUGCAAUGACACUUUGGCUAGGGAACAGUGCAUACCUCUACAUAUCCGUUGCAUUUGCACAGAUGUUGAAGGCAAUAAUGCCUGUAGCUGUGUUUCUCCUUGGAGCAGCAUUUGGCCUGGAAGAAAUGAGUUGUAAAAUGCUUGCUAUCAUGUCUGUCAUCAGCGUUGGAGUUAUUGUGGCUUCUGUUGGUGAAAUUACAAUUAGUUGGGUUGGAGUGGUUUACCAGAUGGGUGGAGUUGUUGCAGAAGCCCUUAGGCUUAUCUUCAUUGAGAUAUUUCUGAAGAAAAAGGGUGUCAAGCUGAACUUGAUAUCCAUGAUGUUCUAUGUUAGCCCUUGCAGUGCUGUGUGCCUCUUUAUUCCCUGGUUGUUCUUAGAGAAGCCAAAGAUGGAUGCUAGUAUUUCGUGGAACCUUCCGCCAUUUACAUUGUUUCUAAAUUGCAUGUGCACUUUCGUACUCAACCUGUCUGUUUUCCUUGUCAUAUCUCGGACUAGCGCGCUGACAGCUCGUGUUACUGGAGUUGUGAGGGAUUGGUCCGUGGUUCUGCUGUCGGCUGCUAUCUUUGCUGAUACACAGCUUACCUUCAUAAACAUAGUUGGUUAUGCCAUAGCCAUAGCAGGUGUUGUUGCAUAUAACAAUCACAAGCUCAAGGUGAAACCUCAAGCAAACCAGCAGCAGGGUGACGAGAACAAAGUCAGUACAGGCAGCCCUCGAGACGUUGAGCCAUUAAUGAACUCUACAAAAGAAGAUUCAUAACAUCCAAAGUAGUGAGGUUUUGAUACGAUUUCUUCAGGGAAGGAGAAGCGAGCUCUCGCUUUUUGCUGAGUAGGCCAGCCUCCUCGGACAAUACAUUAUUUUUCUUCCUGCCAAUAGUCAGGGAAGACAUUUUGUACAAUGACGCUCAAGAAGUCCAGGCAUUACCAUACCAUUUGUACCAUUGUUGCUCAAAACGGUGGGAGCACAUCAUACAGAUCAAUUAGGUUACGUAGAAUUGUUUUAUUUUGUCGUUUAAACUGUUGUAGCAAUUCACAGGUGCUCCAAAAGAUGCAGCCCUGAAUCGUUAUCUGUACUUUGUUUUUGGGAGAUCAUGCGAACUAAGGUGUGCCCAUGUAUGAAGUAUGUUUGGAAGGACAAUUUAAUUUUUGACAGAGCAAAGAAUGUGAUGUAUGUAAUCCAUUGAAUUCA